AACCUGUUCCUUCCGUCGGACGCUGUGUGGAGCUGCUUCGGCCCAACGUGCAGACAAAAGCAACAAAGUGAAGCCCCCCCUCCCCUGUCCGGUUCACUCCAAUGUGUCAAUGUUCGUGGGCCGAAACGGUGGGGCAGCACUUCACGGUUGUGUGCGGCAAGGUGGAACGAUUUGGGUCAUAAAUGGAGAGGGACAAGCUGGCACCCUGUGACCCGCACAGCCACGUCAAACUAACAACACCUCCCUGAGAACCGCCCGGCCAAUGACGAGAAGCGAUCCCAUCUGACGAGGCCGACCUGAUCGCAAGAGAGAAACCUUUGGGCUGCUGCCGCCAUGGACAGGGAGGACGACGCGUCCGGCGUGGGCGACGAUUCGCUCGACGGCUCCGUGGAAAAGAAACGAGAGGCGAAAGGGACCUGCCUGAAAAUCGAGGGUCAGGACGGAUACGUCUUUAAAUCCUACAGCAUGAAACCGCACCAGACCACGGAGGCAAAGUCGUCAUGUUCGUCCAAAACACCGGAGAAAGCCCUUUCCCAAUCAAGCCAUCUUUCUUCUCAGGGUGAUAAACAGUCGGAGUCCGACACGGAUCCGGCCUCGCCGUCUCUUUCGAGCAAAUGGCUCAGCGUGCACACGCGUGGAAAUCCAGAGAAUGAAAAAUACGAGCCCGGUCAGCCUAUCAAAGACGGAAGCCGGGACGCAAACGAUUUAGAAGACGAAACGCAAGAUUUUGAAAGACUGGCAUUCGGUAACUCAUUCGGCCCUUUUUUGAGUCGCGACGGCGACGACUAUAAUUUAUUAAGCGGCUAUACGAGCACCCUCUAUGACGUGGCCAUGGAUGCCGUCACCCAGAGCCUCCUGGCGUCCGUGAGGAAUCAAAGCAACCCGAGGAAAAAAUCUCCCGCCUGGAAUCAUUUCUGUAUCUCGCCCAGGGACAAUACCAAAGCAAUCUGUUUGUACUGCAUGAAAGAAUUUAGUCGGGGCAAGAACGAGAAAGACCUCAGCACCAGUUGUUUGAUGAGGCACGUCCGAAGGGCUCACCCGACCAUGCUUUACCAAGAGGGAGCAGACUCGGCCGCACCCAAUCUGAAUCCCCUCGCCUCCAUCCCCCCUUCCCCGAACUCGCCAAAAAACGGAGACUUGAACACAUAUCCCGGCUCGAAGAACACGUCGCCGUCCGCAUCGUCGCUUGACAACUCCGACCUGUCGUCCAAAGAAGUGCUGUCCAAAGCGGAAGUGAAACCCGAGCCGCUCGCCGACUCCGUCUUUAACGUGCUUGAAUCUUCACAUUCCAGUGAGAACAACCUCGAGGAGAUAUCGGACGGAGGGCUUCCGAGCAACCCCAAAAACUCCAGUUCCCGUCGGAGAUCGGCCGUGUGGAAACACUUCUACCUUUCGCCCGUGGACAGUUCCAAAGCCGUCUGCAUCCACUGCAUGAACGAAUUCAGCCGAGGCAAGAACGGGAAAGAUCUCGGGACGAGCUGUCUGAUUCGUCACAUGUGGAGGGCCCACAAAGAGGUGGUCAUUGAGGAGAACGGAUUGGGCAAUCACAUUCCUCCGCCCUACUCCAACCCGCCGCCACUCUUGUCCCGCGCGCUUUUACACGACCCGCUGGACAUCAAAAAGGAAUCGCCUCUUCUUCCGUCUUCGCCCGAAACCAUUUUAGACGAGUUGCCGCAGACGGCGGUGGAAAGCGGCGAAAUCAAAGACGAAUCCGACGAGGCCAUGCUCCUGAGCGAACGGGACCCCUCCCUCAAUCUACCCUUCGGCGCUCACGGGGACGACACGCCCUCGACCUCCUCGCCGUGCGAUCUCUCCGACGCUCCCGGCCAUAAUCAGAAUCACGCGGUGUUUGAGCAAAACAAGAAAAUCAUGAAACGGGUCAAGUCGGAGGUAUGGCAACAUUUUAUCGUGUCGCCGGUCGACCAGUUGAAGGCGCUGUGCCGCUACUGCCCGUGCGUCAUCAGUCGGGGUAAACGAGGGGACUUUGGUACGAGCUGUCUCAUGAGGCACCUCAUGAGGCGCCACCCGGACGUCCUCCAGAACCAAAAAGUGGCCGACGACAAGGAGCCCGCCUCGCAACCUUUCGACACGGCAGCCAAAGCGAGCGAAAACCCCGGCGUCAGGAAAAAGCCCCAAAGCGUUUUCAGUAAGAAGACGUCCAAACUGUGGAACCAUUUCUCCAUUUCCCCCGCCGACCCCACCAAGGUGGUCUGUUUGCACUGUAGCCGCACUAUUAGCAGAGGCAAAAAGACGACAAACCUCGGCACCAGCUGCCUCUUCAGGCACAUGCAGAGGUUUCAUGGACACUUUCUUGAAAGCAACAACGCUAUCUCAGGUGACGCGCCGCCGUCUGCUGGAAAACACGUCAAGCGAGAACCCGCCGCAAUGCCCGUUUACAAAAGGGAACAGAACCACGGGAGCUUUGAGCAACACCACCCGGUUGCCCAAAAAAUCACCAAACUUAUCGCUGAAAUGCUUGCACUGGAUCUUCAGCCGUCAGCCAUGGUGGAGAACGUCGGACUGGGCAGACUUCUCGAGUACUUCCAGCCUCAGUAUUGCCUACCGCCCUCUUCUUACUUCACCGGCACCGCCAUACCGGAGAUGUACGGAAAGGUUCGUGACGUCGUGCUGACGCAUCUGAAAGAGGCCGAAGGAGGGGUCGUCCACUUCACCACCAGUAUCUGGCUCAGUAGCCAAACAAAAGAAUAUUUGACCCUGACGGCCCACUGGGCCACGUACGAGUCCAGGGUCAGACCCCAGGGCCAGGACUUCCACUGUUCGGCUCUUCUCAGCGUCUCUCAGAUAGACUGCGACCAAGAUAUGCACGUCAUCCCCAAGCAGCUGGAGUAUCUGUGGGAUUCCUGGAUCACGUCGGCGGGUCUGAAGAGGGGCUUCACCGUCACCGACAACGCCAGCAUAAGGAACAAUCUGGAAGACCACGGCCACGUCACCGUCCAGUGCUUUGCCCACACCAUUGACCUCAUUGUCAGCGAAGCCAUAAAGAGUCAGAGGAUGGUCCAGAACCUUCUGAGUAUGGCUCGGAAGCUCUGCGAGCGCAUUCACCGCUCGGCCAAGGCGAAGGAGAAGCUGGCCGAGCUCCAGAAGGACCACCGCUUACCCGAGAACCAACUCAUUCAGGACAUUCCCUCCAAGUGGAGGACUUCCCUCCUCAUGCUGGAGCGGCUGGUGGAGCAACAGAAAGCCGUCGACGAGCUGUCGAUCGAGUGCAAUUUCAGGGAAAUCAUCAGCUGCGACCAGUGGGAGGUGAUGCAGUCCGUGUGCAACGCGCUGAAACCUUUCGAGGUGGCCUACGGGGAAAUCCGCAACCGCGCCGCCACUCUGGGACAAGUCAUACCGCUCAUUCACAUCCUGAACAGAAAGAUCGAGCUGCUCUUCGACGAGACGGUGGGCAUCGACAACAUGCUGAGAUCUCUCAAAGAGGCCACGGUGUGCAGGAUGUCGGCCACGCUCAACGACCCGCGCUUCACCUGGGCCACCAUGCUGGACCCUCGAUACAAGACGUCAUUAUUCACCGAAGAAGAGGCAGAGCAAUGUAAGCAAGACCUGAUCCAGGAGCUGGACCUGUUCUCUUCUACCUCGGCAGAAAACUCUCUGCUACUCAACGGGCGGGACGAGGCCCCGGCGUCGGACAAGGACAACAUCUGGUCCCUGAUGGCCGACUUGAGGCAAAAGGCCAAACACGAGGAAAAAGCAAAGUCCUCGGAGCUGGCCGUGCUGGAGUACCUCGAGGAGGACAUACUCGAUCAAAGCUGUGAUCCGCUCGACUACUGGAACCUGAAAAAGUUCCUGUGGCCCGAGCUCGCCAAAGUCGCCGCCCGUUACGUGGGCUGCCCUCCCAGCAUCGUGCCGGCCGAGGCGCUGUUCAGCACGGCCGGCGUCAAUUGCGCCCCCAACCAUCCGAGGCCCGUGCUGGAAAACAUGGAGGGUCUGCUCUUUCUCAAGGUUAACCUCCCGCUCAUUUUUUUCCAAUACUGAUGAAGCAUUCACUUGAAAAGAAAAGAAAAAAAAAUCUUAAGGACCAACAAACAUAGCUGUGAAUUGUGUGAUGUACAGUCUCAUGCAUACACUGAUUUUCUUUCAAUGCUGCAGCCAGGGGGGCGGGGUUAGUUCUAUUAUGUGUGUACUACUGUUUGAACACUGACGAAGUUUUCAAUGAAAAGUCUCAGCGAGAGUUGAAUCAGGGAGGGAGGGGUUUUUCUAGUUGUUAGGGGUUGAGUGUUUUGUGUUUUUUGUUUCCUCUGCUCUCUCCUUGUGCCUUAUCCAAAUCUACUUCAGGUCAAAAUGCUGUAAAUAUCACGUUUGCGCGAUCCACGUCAGGUUUGCUGUUAAAUAUUCUCGAUUUACCGAUGCGGAGUUUUCUCGAGGAAAACGCGGCCCAAAAAGCUGUGACUGAAAGAUGUUUUAAGUUAAUGUUAUUUAAUUUUCAUUGUGAAAUUGUGGCUCACGACACUGUCGUUUAGAGAUUGACUUUUUUUUUUUUUAAUGAGACUGUAAGAUAUUGCUGUUUUUACAGAAUUGAGAAGUUUGGAAUAUACAGUUUGUCUCGUAAAGCACAAUGUCGGUUUAUGUUCAGGGGAUUAAUUUAUGGGUUGGAGAAAAAUAAUGUUCUGUACAUUUUUAUAAGAAUUUAUUUACUUGAUUUGAUAAAUGUUGAGCAUUGAAACUGGAAACAUGCAAAUGUUGCAGCCAUUUGUAAAUAAAGGUUUUCCUUACGUCA
This is a messenger RNA of Syngnathus acus (greater pipefish), 4738 nucleotides long. RefSeq names its product zinc finger, BED-type containing 4 (gene zbed4). The record is from RefSeq and is a predicted model, not a curated record. Lineage: Eukaryota; Metazoa; Chordata; Actinopteri; Syngnathiformes; Syngnathidae. Gene Ontology annotation, molecular function: DNA binding; protein dimerization activity.